CCUGGAAUUACUUGAAGCUAUCAAAAAAAACCUAAGUCUUUACCAAUAAUUAAAAUUCAAGGGGUUAACGAAAGGAAAGGAUGGAGAAAGCCUGCGCCCGGAAGUCUCGGGGGCGGAGUCAUGACGUACUUCCGGCCUGUAGCUGGCGGUCCCGGUUGCCGGUCUGUGUGUGGUGAGGGAGCGUGUUAACCGCCAGCCUGAGCCUGGGAGACCCCCGGGGCCGUAGUAAGCAUUGACAAUGUCUUUCAUCUUUGAGUGGAUCUACAGUGGCUUCAGCAGUGUGCUCCAGUUCCUAGGACUCUACAAGAAAUCUGGAAAACUUGUAUUCUUGGGUUUGGACAAUGCGGGCAAAACCACUCUUCUUCACAUGCUCAAAGAUGGCCGACUGGGCCAGCACGUUCCAACGCUGCGUCCGACGUCAGAAGAGCUGACAGUUGCCGGAAUGACUUUUACAACUUUUGAUCUUGGUGGGCAUGAGCAAGCACCUCGGGUUUGGAAAACUUAUCUCCCAGCAGUUAAUGGGAUUGUCUUUCUGGUGGACUGUGCAGAUCGUUCCCGCCUCGUAGAAUCCAAAGUUGAGCUUGAUGCGUUAAUGACUGAUGAAACAAUAUCCAAUGUGCCAAUCCUUAUCUUGGGGAACAAAAUUGACAGAACAGAUGCAGUCAGUGAAGAAAACCUCCACGAGGUAUUUGGGCUUUACGGACAGACGACAGGAAAGGGGAACGUGCCCCUGAAGGAGCUGAAUGCCCGCCCCAUGGAAGUGUUCAUGUGCAGUGUGCUCAAGAGGCAAGGCUACGGCGCGGGUGUCCGCUGGCUCUCCCAGUACACUGACUGAUAUUUGGACAGUGAAAAUAAAAGAGCUUUGCUUCUCUGGUCUGAUCCUAUUCACAGCUUUCUCGUGAACUUUUCUAAUAGAACAAGGAAAG
Molecule: messenger RNA, 926 nt
Organism: Lemur catta (Ring-tailed lemur)
Lineage: Eukaryota; Metazoa; Chordata; Mammalia; Primates; Lemuridae
Product: GTP-binding protein SAR1a-like
Exons: 1
Coding region: 239-835 (198 amino acids)
Biological process (GO): membrane organization; vesicle organization; endoplasmic reticulum to Golgi vesicle-mediated transport
Cellular component (GO): endoplasmic reticulum exit site; COPII vesicle coat
Molecular function (GO): GTP binding; GTPase activity
Source: RefSeq, a predicted model, not a curated record